CUGGGUCCUGGUCUGGGUCCUGGUUCUAGUCUGGACUGGAGUCAUUUUCUUCUUUUUUUGUUAUUGGUCAGACACACACACACACACACAUAUUUCUUCAUGUUUCAACAUAGGGUGUGUGUGUGUGUGUGUGUGUGUGUGUGUGUGUGUUCUCUGAUCCUAGUGUUGAAACCAGGUUUCUUCACUCACAGACAGAAGACAACACACACACACACACACACACACGACAAAAUUAAGAAAUCAGAAAAGUGCGUUCUGUGAACAGAAUCCAGGAGCACAGCAGAGGAAAUGCUGCCCCCAGCUGGACAGAGUUUAAACUGCAGCCGUGACUUUUUUCACACCACUGAAUCAUUUUUCUGUUUAACUUUUUUUUGUCUCCGUUGUUGUUUUGUGCACGCGCGCUCGUGUGCUCGUGCACGUGCAGGUGCAGCCCGUCCUGCAGCCUCUCCGUCUCUCCCUGGACAAACUGAGGGACGUUUCCUCUCGUCUCCACAAAGGCCUGGUCCAAGGUCUAGGGAAACACUCUCACCACAGAGCUGCAGUCAAGAUGCUGCCGACGUUCGUCAGAGCGACACCUGAUGGAACAGAGAAAGGUGACUUCCUGGCCUUGGACCUGGGGGGGACAAACUUCCGUGUUCUUCACGUGCGGGUGCUGCAGGCGGAGCAGAAGGUGGUGAAGAUGGACAGUCAGAUCUGUGUGGUCCCCAAAGACAUGAUGACGGGAGCAACACAACAGGUGAGGACCAGGGACCAGGGACCAUCAGUAAUAGUUUGUUUGACUCGUGUCUGCUGAAACCUGACCUUUCAA
Messenger RNA from Cynoglossus semilaevis (tongue sole), 808 nucleotides. RefSeq names its product hexokinase-2-like. The transcript has 2 exons. NCBI's taxonomy places the organism in Eukaryota, Metazoa, Chordata, Actinopteri, Pleuronectiformes, Cynoglossidae. Gene Ontology annotation, cellular component: mitochondrion; cytosol. Gene Ontology annotation, molecular function: glucokinase activity; D-glucose binding; fructokinase activity. Bases 548 to 793 code for a protein of 81 amino acids. The record is from RefSeq and is a predicted model, not a curated record. Gene Ontology annotation, biological process: intracellular glucose homeostasis; glucose 6-phosphate metabolic process; glycolytic process.